This is a messenger RNA of Magnolia sinica, 1980 nucleotides long. Its product is annotated as cytochrome P450 93A3-like. The record is from RefSeq and is a predicted model, not a curated record. The transcript has 2 exons. Bases 77 to 1630 code for a protein of 517 amino acids. NCBI's taxonomy places the organism in Eukaryota, Viridiplantae, Streptophyta, Magnoliopsida, Magnoliales, Magnoliaceae. Gene Ontology annotation, cellular component: membrane. Gene Ontology annotation, molecular function: oxidoreductase activity, acting on paired donors, with incorporation or reduction of molecular oxygen, NAD(P)H as one donor, and incorporation of one atom of oxygen; iron ion binding; heme binding.
CCUCUUUAAAAAGUCUACGAACAAUUGCAUCUGAUCAGCUCUAUAUUCCCAAUCCUCUCUACUCUCCACCCAAACCAUGGCUAGCGACCUCCAAUCGUACGCCAUCCUCUUCCUCAUCUGGCUCAUCUCCACUGUCCUUGUCUGGACCAUCUUCUCCAAUUUCCGAACCACGGCCCGCCACUUUCCGCCGGGCCCAAUAGCUCUCCCGAUCAUCGGACACCUCCACCUCAUCGCUCCCAUCCCUCAACAAGCCUUCCACAAGCUCUCCAAGCGCUACGGCCCGUUGAUCUACCUCCGCCUCGGCUCCGUCCCCGCUGUCGUCGCAUCCAACGCUGACACCGCGAGAGAAAUCCUCAAAACCCACGAGGCCGCUUUCGCAUCCCGACCUCAAUCCUCAGCCGUCCGCUACCUCACCUACGGCUCCUCUGACUUCUCCUUCGCUCCAUACGGCCCCUACUGGAAGUUCAUGAAGAAGAUCUGCAUGUCCGAGCUUCUAGGCGGGCGCACGCUCGAUCAGCUCCAGCCCAUCCGCCACGAAGAGAUCCGGCGAUUCUUGCGACUGAUACAUAAGAAAUCCAACGGCGGAGAAGCAGUCAACGUUGGCCAAGAUCUCAUAACGAUAACGAACAACAUAAUAUCGAGGAUGACGAUAAGCCGGAUAUGUUCGGACACGGAAGGGGAGGCAGAGGAAGUGGGGAAGCUGGUACAUGAUGUGACGGUGCUGGUUGGCACGUUCAACGUAUCGGAUUACAUCGGGUUUUGUCGGAAUUUGGAUUUGCAGGGACUGAAGAAGAGGUACAAGGACGUGCACAGGAGAUUCGAUGCGAUGAUGGAGAGGAUCAUCAAAGAGCGUGAAGAAGGGAGGAAGAUGAAGAUGGAGAGAGGCGAUGGUGUGAAGGAUAUUCUCGAUAUUUUACUCGACAUAUCGGAAGAUGAGAGCGCCGAGAUGAAACUGACGAGGGACAACAUCAAAGCUUUCAUCACUGAUAUCAUUGUGGGGGGAGCUGAUACGACUGCAAUCACAAUGGAAUGGGCCUUGGCGGAGCUCAUCAAUCAUCCUGACAUAUUCAAAAAAGCAAGGGUAGAGAUCGAUUCAGUUGUCGGGAAAAAUAAAUUGGUCGAAGAAUCCGACGUCCAAAACCUUCCUUACCUCCAGGCAAUUGUCAAAGAAACAGUCAGAUUGCACCCGGCGAUCCCAGUGAUUCUUAGAGAAUCCACUAGAGAUUGCAAAAUCGGAGGCUAUGAUGUACUAGCUAACACCCAAGUGUUCAUCAAUGCGUGGGCCAUUGGAAGGGACCCCAACUAUUGGGUUAACCCACUUGAAUUCCGUCCCGAGAGAUUCAUGCCGUCCAAUGAAAGCAACCCGAAUCACCACGUGGACGUUAGGGGGCAGCAUUUCCAUUUCUUGCCGUUUGGGAGCGGACAGAGAGGCUGCCCAGGCACUUCUCUAGCACUUGAGGUUGUACAAACGAUGCUCGCUUCCAUGAUCCAAUGCUUUGACUGGACAGUUGUGAUUGACGGAGAGACUAAAACUGUUAAUAUGACGGAGGGCCCAGGAUUGUCACUUACUAGGGCACAUCCCUUGAUGUGUGUCCCCAUAGCACGUGCAAAUCUCGUUCCUUUCAACUGAUUUCUGAAACACUCGAAUUUGUAAUGCCCACAUGCGUGUGGAACUACCACACAUGCCAGCAAGGGACACAUGUAUGAGAUUCACGCUUUCCAUCAGGUUGGCCACAUUGUCUUACAUAUUCCUGUUUAAAAAUAAGAAGAUCCACACAUCGUAGCAAUGAUUGUGGCGAGCAUGCCAUUUUGGCACGUGCUUGUGGGCUUAGCAAUUAGUAUCCUUGUACCUAAUGUUGGCGCGUGCAUGUUGCACGUGUCUUCCAUCCGCACAAUACUUUUAAUCAGCUUUUUUAAAUAUUGUUCUUAUAAUUGGAAUCUGCGAUGGGAAGGAUUAUUGCAAGCGUGAAAUAAAUGUUU